AUGGGAUAAACUUGCAGUAUAAGCACUUGUUGUUCGAAAGAAGAAUUAUAUACGAUAAAAAAUUCAAGUAGAUCUAUUGAAAUAUAAUCUAAAAAAUUGAAUGUUUCUUACAAAAUAAGCGAAGAAGAAGAAAAAUUAGAUGAACAAAUAUAAAAGAAAAAAAGUGAUACUGUAUUAGAAAUGAAAUCUUCAUAACAUAGUAAAGUCUCUAUAAAAUAAAUCGAAAAGAAUCUUACUAUGUAAAUUAAGAGUUCUUAUCUGAAUCCUCUUGUUUUGAAAACUAUAGGAAUAAAGGAGAGAAUUAAACUUUCAGUAUAAAACAUGCUUAUUAGGCAAUAUAAUUAUAAAAUGGUGCUAUGUAUGAAGGAGAAUGGUUAAAUGGAAAGAGAGAUGGAUAUGGAAAGUAAUAAUGGCCAGACGGAUCAAUUUAUGAAGGGGAAUGGAAAGAUGAUAGAUCAUGUGGAAAAGUAAAAAAUUUGGAAUAGAUUAGGGAAAAUUAAUUCAUGCAGACGGAGAUAUAUAUGAUGGUGAUUGGUUAAAUGAUGCAGCAAAUGGUUUAGGAACUUAUAUUCAUAUUAAUGGAGCUAAAUAUUAAGGAGAAGUAUUUGGUUAAUUAAAUGAAAAAGUGGUUGAAUGACUUAUAACAUGGAAAGGGUACUGAGACUUGGUCUGAUGGUGCUAGAUAUGAAGGAGAUUAUUAUUAUGGAAAAAAGAAUGGAAAAGGAAAAUUGAAUUUUGCUGAUGGUUCAUGUUAUUAAGGUAUAAGUUUUAUAAACUUAAGGGGAUUUUAUUGAUAAUUAUAUUGAAGGUUUUGGAAACUAUAUAUGGCCAGAUGGAAGAUCUUAUGUAGGAUAAUGGAUUUAAAAUAAAAUGUAAGGAUAUGGAGAAAUUAAAUGGAAAGAUGGGAGAAAAUAUAAAGGAGUUAAAUAUUUAUUUAAUUAUUAGUUGUAUCUAGAUGAUAAAAAAAAUGGAAAAGGAAUUUUUUAUUGGGAAGAUGGAAGAAAAUUUAUUGGAACUUGGCUUUAAGGUCAAUAAAAUGGAGUUGGUAUAUAUUUUUAGUCAGAUAAUUCAUUCAGGAUUGGGGAAUGGAAAGAUGGAAAAAGAAUCAAAUGGUAUAAUGAAAAUGAAAUUCACGAACUACAAAAUUAGGGUAUUCUUGAUGAUCUUAAAAAUUAAUGA
This is a messenger RNA of Paramecium sonneborni, 1179 nucleotides long. The record is from the annotation of a GenBank genome assembly. NCBI's taxonomy places the organism in Eukaryota, Ciliophora, Oligohymenophorea, Peniculida, Parameciidae.